AUGGACGCGUCCAAUGAUGGCUCCGAGUCCGUCGACCAGUUCCUUGCACGGAUUGCGAGUCUAAGCUCAAAGCAGGGGCAGGAGGAGGCUGAGCGAUCAAAGAGGAUGGAGGAGGAAAUGUUGCAGGCGAGAAAAGAGAGACAGGCGAGAAGAGCAGAACGCGCUCGGUCUUUGUCUCCCUCGAAAACCGGCCCUACACCAUCUUCACGUCUGGUCGGGGACAGUCCUCGAAAACCCACACAAGGGAUUGACCCUCCUGUAGCCCUCACCCCUCCUCCGCUCCAAUCCCGUACACUUGGCCGCGCCGACUCGAUGUCUCCAAGGCCUGAGCGAGUUGCAGCCACCGCCUUGGACUUCACUCGACCACUCCCACCUCCACCAACAAGCGACAAACCCUCCACGCCCAGCUCGACUAUGAAUGCCACUGCACUCUCUAGGAGCGGAACAUUAUCGUGGCAACAGCGACCUUCGUCUAGGGGAGUGGGUUCAAGAUCACGGCCGCUCUCUGUCGCCUCCAUACCCGACUCAGCCCUGCCUCAGAAUCCCGGUCAGCCAAAGGAUACCGAUGACGUGUCGCGGAAAGAUAUUGCAGCUUCAUUAGGAGCGAAAGACCCGUCUUGGUUCCGACAGACUGCUGAUCGUGGUGUUGGUUCAGCUGCAUAUCGCAAGAAUGAGGCAGAUUUAGAGACAGCACCGUCAUUUACGGGUCGGGGUAUGAGACUCCCAGGCAUGUCAAAAGACUCCAAUGCUUCCGUGGACCGCUCGAGGGAAGAUCCCGAGAAGGCAACUCGCCCACCGUCCCCUCCAAAAUCGUCUUUUGCUCAGCCCCUCGACCAGGAACAGUUGUCAAAGCAGGAAGAGCCAAGAUCAGUGAGGCCGCUCUCCAUGGUAUCUUUGUCACCAUCGAAACCUCCUGCUUUGGAUCUUCCAAGUUUCAAGCCCUUGGACCUCAAUACCUCGCUCACAGCGGACACACCUGGCCUGGGAAGAACAUCGAGCAUUUUGUCAACCGCUGGGCGUCCUCCUUCACCCACCAAGGGUUUGGGCGGUUUCGUUGAGAGUGCUAUGAUGAAGAGAUCAGAUAGCGUGAGCAAGCGAUGGAGUGUACAGGCGAAUGCAGGCUUGAAGCGAGGCGAUUCUGUUGCCACAUCUCGCCCACCCCAUGUUUCUAGUGCGUCAGGCUUCAGUCCCGGACACAGCCGUGGUCCCUCGAGAGAUGUUAGAGGUGUGCGAGAUGGCAAUUCGUCCCCGCUGUCAAGCUCAAGGCCUGUUUCGAGUCAUGGCACUGAACCAAUUCCGCUAAGCAAGGCUCGUCCACUGAGCCGCGCAGAAGACGAUACCUUAGCAAAUUCAGAACCCGCCAUUACGCAGAACAGUCAAGCCGGCCGUGAAACCUCCAAAGCGCAGCAUCAGAACCGCCCAACCACGCCACCACCACCGCUUGAGACGCUCUUGUCUCGCAGUCCGUCCAAAACCAUGGAUCCUCGCCGCUGGAGUCCCACCAAGGCCAGUUGGCUGGAGAGUGCGCUCAACAAGCCGGACUCGCCAAAAUUUACUCCAGCUAAAUCUGAGACACCUGCUUGGAAGCUCAAUAUGCAGCGUGCUAAGCAAGAGCAGCAGCAGCGGUCAUCCGAAGCUGUGGGUAAUGUGCAGGCGAAGCCCACUGUAGGGCCUAAGCCUCUCAUUUCGCCUUCUCUCAAGGACUCGGCCAUUAUAAGUGAGCCUGAACCUCAGAAAGGCUUAUCAUCGGUGGCGGCGGAUGAGGUAAACUCGGCCAAAGGCGUUGAAGCAGAGUCGUCACAACCUCGGGACAUACCUGCGUCGGAUACGGAGCAACCCAGGAGUGGAAAAAGGGAAGAGAAACCUGCUGUUCCUUCUAAGAGGAAUGUCACGCCAAUCUUACACGGAACAACUUUGGACAAUAAGCCCGAGGCUGCAACGGUAGCAUCAAACGAAGACAGGGAAGUUUCGGUUGAGGCAUUGCAGGCAAACGCCUCUCCCGAUCCUAAACCGCCGAUGCUGAAGCCUAAACCACAGACUCCUCCAAAAACCGAUUUCAGAGCCACUUUAAAGUCGCGUCAAGCAGCGCCAGCGAGCAAUAGCGACGCAGAACCCGAAUUCAGGGCCGUCUUCGGAAAACUGAAGAGGACGCAAACCCAGAAUUACGUUGCCCCGGAUCUCUUGAAAGACAACAUCACCAGAGGCAAGGCAGGAUUAAAUACCACGGGUGGACCACAGAAGACUAAGCGGGUUGAUGAAUUCAAAGAAAGCAUUCUGCAGAAGAAGGAGGCCAUGAAGACUGGGGGUAGUGUGAUCGGAAAACGUCCAGACGCACCCAGUCCACUUGAAAAGCCUGCUCAGGCUGUUCCCGAGGCGCUGGCAAGACGCAUGACAUUGCACAAAACUGGCCCGUCGAGUGAGAAGAUCGAAGUCAAGAAAGCUGUCGAUUUGCCUAUCAAGCCUGCGGUCUCAGCGUUGAAACCCCAGAGUUAUUCCUCUAAGCCAGUCCCUGACAAGCAGGAUGACUCGACGCUCACCCAACAAGCACCGAUCUCGGUACAGAAGGCGCCUGCGAUUAAACCCGAGAAGACUGAAUCCGUCUCGACGACUAUUCUGCCAACCAAAGGAGCGCCUCAAACCACCAGCGGCAAUAACCGGCCAAAAACAGACACAUCUUUGGUUGCAGCCCCUCCUGCGACAGAGUCGGCGUUCAAGAUGAGAGCACCCGAAAACAGCAAACUUGCAGCUCGUCUCAAUCCUGCACUUGCUGGCGUCUUAUCCCGAAGUGGUAGCCCUAAACCCUUGGGUGAACCGUCAUCCAAUGGCGGAGGCGCGAUACAAGUCCGAGAUACUCUGUCGUCCCGGGAGAAUGCGAAUGACCAAAAUUCAGAGCUAACCCAUAUGACCAAGGCUCGGGCUAAGGGUCCGAAGAGGAGAGCGCCAAAGAGCGGACCAUCGUCAAAGGAGACCGUAGCAAGUACUAUUGAGAAGCCCAUGUCGAAAUUUGGCACUGGUACAGCCAACAUUUCUGACAACAAAACUUCUGUUCCUUCGCGGCUGUUCGAAUCGAGGCCGACCUCCGGCAAACUCAUACCGGAAGUUGAGGAGAAUAAGCCAAGUGUCUCUGUCGAGGAGUCAGCAUCGCAGCCAAAGUUGGAAAUUGGAAAGCGCAGAGCAGCGGAAAAUGUUGUCAGGGAGUCGAGUACCGCCAAGCCGAGGGCUAUAUUAGAGUCAGACUCCAAUCCAAAAUCCAAACCAGCUGUGGCCAGCAAGUCGGCGGAGCUGAGAAAAGUAUCCAACCCUGGGAUGGUCACCCAUGUUCCGGACGAACCUGCUCCCGCCGAGGCCGAUAAAUCUGCGGAGUUGAAAAAGGCUUCAAACCCUGCAUUGCCACCAAAACGUGCCAAUCAGCCGCCUCAAGCAAAGCCUUCUACGCCGAAGAAAUUCGAAGUAUUGGCCGAUCGUGCACAAGUUGUAUCGCCUCCUCCCCAAUUCGAGAAUCUAAGGAAGAGCGCACCUCUUUCGCCUCCACUCGCAGUCAACUCACCUCUCACACCUAAUAAAUUCAAGAUCAACACGCCCAAGGAACCAAAGCUGGAAGUGGAUAAUUCUGUCAAGCCGUCCUCACUGGCUUCUUCUAGAGCUACCGGGCUUGGAUUACAGUUCUCGUCUGCUUCCAAAAAGCCAGCGGCCACGCCCGAGUUGACGCCACCACCAGAACCGGAAGCUUCAACGAGAAAAUUGGCGUCCUUCAGAGGUCCUGCGUCACCCACGAAGUCUGGUCGCUUGCUGAGGCCCCAAUUUGAACGCUUUUUUGGUGUCUUACCGCAAGCCAGAGAAAAGGCGGAAUUUGACACCCAGGCAUUCUUGUCGUCUCAGAAGAAUACCUCGGGCAAGCCCAAGACUCUCGGCAAACAGAUAUGGGAAGUGUCCGGCGACGGAAAGAGAACAGCCAUGCCUCCCCAACAAGAACACAUACUCUUCGAAGACUGUAUGUAUCUGUGUGUGCAUUCAAUGGAAUCAUCUGGCGGCUCAAAAUGUGCCGAAGUAUAUCUCUGGUGUGGUGACGAGGUGCCCGAAGCUGCGGUAGAGGAUGCUCAACUGUUCUGCAGAAAGAUUGCUCGCGAUAACAACGCCAAGCUUGAGGUAGUAAAGCAAGGUAAAGAGAGUUCCGAGUUCUUCCAAGCGCUUGGAGGGAUUGUCAUAGUUCGGAAGAGUAAGUCAGCAGCCUUGUAUAUGCUGUGUGGCAGACGACACCUUGGUCAUGUGGCUUUUGACGAGGUCGAGCUAUCUGCCGAUAACCUCUCUUCUGGACUCCCCUUUUUGAUAUCUGCGAAGUUUGGGAAGCUCUAUCUCUGGAAGGGAAAUGACAGCAACCCAGAAGAUGUGGGAUGUGCGAGAUUGAUUGGGAUGGACAUGGGGCUCACCGGUGAGAUUGAAGAAGUCUCAGAAGGAGAAGAGCCCGCCAGCUUCUGGGAAGCCUUCCCCUCGCGUCCGAGCAAGCGAGUGGCUCCUCGAACACGCAAACAGACGAGCCAAUUCCACGGUCAUGCACCCAAAUUAUACCGUGUCGAGCACGAUCGCCCCAAAUCGUCUGGCGGUUUCUGGGGCUUGAGGGCGGCAUCGCCCCCGAAACAAGCGGUCAGAGCCUUGGUGGACGAGAUUGCCCCCUUCACUCAGAAAGACCUCGAUGCCAACCAUAUCCACAUUCUGGACACCUAUGGGGAGCUCUACGUCCUCGUCGGUGCGUCUGCCAAAAAACCUGCCGAGUUUGUGACGGCGGUACAGGUCGCUCAGGAGAUUGCAGUUCUAUCUCCCUCGGUUCAGGACAGACCGCUGUUGCCUGCAUGUUACGUGGUGAUGGGUGAUCCUCCUGAAAACAUCAAAUCAGUCUUCCGAAAAUGGAGGUCUGAAAGAUCAGCUUCUCCAGACGACCAACUGUGUGUACGGGUUGAAGAAGUGAUACAGGAAUUAGGGAUCACGCUGUGA
Messenger RNA from Fonsecaea pedrosoi CBS 271.37, 4989 nucleotides. RefSeq lists its product as uncharacterized. The transcript has 3 exons. The record is from RefSeq and is a predicted model, not a curated record. Gene Ontology annotation, molecular function: actin filament binding; phosphatidylinositol-4,5-bisphosphate binding. Gene Ontology annotation, biological process: actin filament severing; barbed-end actin filament capping. The coding region runs from base 1 to 4989 and encodes 1662 amino acids. Lineage: Eukaryota; Fungi; Ascomycota; Eurotiomycetes; Chaetothyriales; Herpotrichiellaceae.